Messenger RNA from Cryptotermes secundus, 2408 nucleotides. RefSeq names its product peroxiredoxin-6. Gene Ontology annotation, molecular function: peroxiredoxin activity. The coding region runs from base 75 to 737 and encodes 220 amino acids. Gene Ontology annotation, cellular component: cytosol; mitochondrion. NCBI's taxonomy places the organism in Eukaryota, Metazoa, Arthropoda, Insecta, Blattodea, Kalotermitidae. Gene Ontology annotation, biological process: cellular oxidant detoxification; cell redox homeostasis. The record is from RefSeq and is a predicted model, not a curated record. The transcript is spliced from 7 exons.
CCCGCUGGACCGGUACCAGUCUGCAGCGGUUUUCUGAGUGUAGGUAAUCGGCAACAGUCAGCACACGCAGGAAGAUGAGGCUCGGCGCUGUCAUUCCCAACUUCUCGGCCAACACCACGCAGGGGCCGAUUAAGUUCUACGAGUGGCAAGGAGACUCGUGGUGUAUACUGUUCUCACAUCCUGCAGAUUUCACCCCUGUCUGCACCACGGAGCUGGGUCGCAUUGCUGUUCAUGAUCAUGAGUUUAAGAAGCGAGGAGUCAAGGUUAUAGCUCACUCUUGCGACAAACUGAAGUCCCACAGUGACUGGGUUACAGACAUCAAAUCAUACUGCUUGGACAUUCGUGGGGACUUCCCAUACCCCAUCAUAGCAGAUGAGACUCGGGAGCUUGCAGUGAAGCUGGACAUGCUUGAUGAGGACAACAAGGACAAUGAAGCAGAAGCCAUGACUGUUCGUGCACUGUACAUCAUUGGACCAGACCACAAGCUUAGACUGUCCAUGCUGUACCCAGCCUCAACUGGCAGGAAUGUUGAUGAAAUUCUUCGAGUGAUUGAUUCUCUGCAACUCACUGACAGGCUGAAGGUCGUAGCAACUCCUGCCAACUGGACGCCUGGCACAAAGGUAAUGGUCAUACCAAGUGUGAAGGAUGAGGACCUACCAAAGUUGUUCCCUAAGGGCGUGGAUAAAGUCAGCAUGCCUUCAGGGAUCACUUAUGUCCGAACCACAACAGAUUACUGAGUCCUUUACUUGGGUCUUAUAUGUUGUGACCCAGCACCAUAUAUUGGAAGGAAUAUAUAUAUAUAAACAAAGAAUGUCACAAUGCAGCAUAAGUCAUAAGCAUAAUGUCAUACUUUUGAGUACUGAAGAAAUAUACCAUUUUAAAAUAAUGUGGAGGUAAUAUGAUUGUACUAUGUAAAAUGAACUGAAAUAAGCAAAAUUUUGUUGUUACUGCUCGUUUUAAAUUACAAGAGAUGUGAUAAUUUCUAUUGUGUUACAUAAAGCCAAAUCCUCUUCACACAACUGUAUGAAAAUACUACCUGAAUCCUCUUUUUAUAUCUAAUAUAGCAGAAUGUAGUACUGUAACAUUGUCUUCUGUCAAGCUUAAGGUAUCCAAUUUCAGUGUAUGAAAGGACUUUAAACUAACUGGCCAGACAAUUUGAGGAUAUAGUGAAUUUAAACAGCGUGGCAAGGGAUUAAAUUAUUAUUGAUAAUCAUGCUUCUUCCCAUAAGUUUAGUUCAGUAGGAGUAUAUAAGGAUGGUAAGACUGUCAGAAGUGUUAAAUUCAUAUAAGGAUUAGAACAACACAACCUGUUUGUUUAUUGACCCAUAAAUACCGGAACGUGAAGUUUUUAAUGUUAAUUAAUUCUCUCUCCCCUUCCCCCGCGGCAGAAGAAAAAUCAAGGUUACGCCGUAGUAAAAAUCACGGCACCCCAACUGCUAAUGUUGGUAUUGGUAAGAAGGGAGAGGUAAUGACGUCAUAGCGUCAUGGCAUAUAAACGACCAAUCCCGGUCGGGAUUGGCAGUGUGUAUCAGCUGAUUGCAGUGGGUGUGUUCAAGAUUUUCAAGAUAUUGGCGGCGAGGAAAAAAACAGGUACCUGAAUCAAAUGUUAAGCGGUCGGUGGAUAUGUAGAGGUGGACCAAUUGCCUGGCCUCCACAACCACCAGAUUUCUUUUUCUGGGGACACUUAAAAUCGUUGGUGUAUUCGUCUCCAGCGGAUGUUGUGGAACCUCUCUGAAAUUGAAUUCAGGCAGGUUUUCAGACAAUAUGCAACAUGCCAGGAAUUUGGGAUUGCCUUCAGGCGGCAAUGAGACGUCGAGCUAAGGCCUAUUUUCAGGCAGGAGAUGGACACAUGGAACAUUUACUAUAAGACUUCAAGGAUCUCAUGGUAGUCUUCUGGGAUGUCACACCAUGUAUUUUUGGUGUCUGUGGAAGCUGAUAGUUGCCAGGAACCCCCUGCCUCUGUCUUGAGGUUUCUCAGUUACCGGUGAACUGAACUGCAUGGCUUCAUACCUUGGAAGAUGAUAAUCUCCAGAAAGAACAUUGUUUUGUUAAAACAUUAACCAUGAGUGAAUGUUUCAAAUAAAGUUAAUAUUAAUAAUAUCCAGUGGCAGCUCAUGGCUCAAAUAGACGGUGGGGCUAAUAUGAGGCAGUGAUACAUUCUUACGUUGUUAUAUAAUAAUAAUAAUAAUGGGUAGUAGUGAUGCGAGUUGUAGUACAAACUCCUACUUUAAAACAUGUGAAAACAUUUUUGACUUAGCAGUAUUAGAAAAUUGCUCCAUUGCAAUUCAUGCCAUUAAUUAAAAUAAUGCUUUAAAAGUUACCUCAUUUAUACAGGAAUUGCGCUCGUCUAUUCAUCUGGGAAGCAAAUAAAUCAAUCACUUUUUGGUUGAAUGCCGGAACCUCUGCAA